AUGAAUUAAUAUACAUUUCCUGAUCUAGAUAAUUUUACUACACAAGAAGUAAUUGAUCUAAUUAAUGAUUAUUAUAAAUUCACUUCUGAUGAAAAAGUAUACUUUAUUCUCUAUAUUAAUUAGCAUUUUUUUUAUAUCUAUGAAAUUCCAAUCAUGUUUAAAGAAAUAAAUGAUCUUAUUUAGAAAUCUUAAUUUACCAAAUCCCUUUGGUUAUUUUUCUUUAAUUAUCUUGCUGUAUUUUCAGAAACUUUAAAAGGAAGAGAUCUACCCUUUUUCUAAUUUUAUGAUAUAGUAUGAUUAUAUUACAAUCAUUAGUAAUAAUUUGAUGUUAAAAAAAAUUUAAUCGAUUUGAGAAAUGAAACUGAUUCUAUUGUUUAAACUCAAACUAUGGAAGAAUCUAAAAAACAAAUCAUACUUGUUAAAUUGAUAAAAAAGUAUUUUCUAAUUAUAUUAUAUCAUGAAUUAAUAUAUUUGGUGGAUUAUUCCUAAAAUAAUUUGGAUUAAAUGAAAAUUAUAGUUAAUUAAUUGACUGAUGGUUUGGAAUAUGAAAUUAGAUUAAUUUAGAAAUUCAUAAAUUUAGAAGCUUCAUAAUAUUACUUUUAUUUUAUAUUAUCAUUUCUUUAAGGUUAAAAAAUAGAUACAAUAUAAUUAUCUUAAUAUGAUGAAAAAUAUUGUCAUGAUAGAAUAGUAUGGUUAAUAUUAAGUUUUGGAUUUGAUGAGAUUGAAAAGGAAUUCUAAAAAUAAAUAGAAAUAGAUAAUGAAAAUAUUUUAAAGUUUAAAAAGAAUUAAGCAUUAAAAGAAUUGAGAGAAUAAAGGGUUGCUUAAUUAUAACCAAAAAAAUUAAAUAGAGUUAAACUUUAAACACCUAAAUCGAAAAAGGAAAGAGAAUAAUAAAUUAAUUUAUUGAAUGAAAGAAUAUCUUAUUUAAAAGUAUUAAAUGGCAUAGGUGAUGAUGAUGAUAUUUUAACAUCAGAGUUAUUUUAAAUAAAAAUGAAAAAAUUAAAUUAAGAUUUAGAAACUGAAUUUAAAAAUUUAGAUCAAAUAAAAUAAAAUUAAUUACUAUAUCAAUCUAAUUAAAAUUAAUUAUUAAAGAAUGCAUCAUAAAUUUUAUAAGGAAAAUUUAAUUCUUAAUUGUUUUAAGGAUUAGGAUUAUAAAUUUAGACAAAUUCUAAAGAAGAGACCUUGAAAUAAUUAUAAUAACAAAAUUAUUAAUCAAUAGUAGAUCCAAUAAUGAGAUAAGAAGGAAAGAAACUGCCACCAGGUAAGUUUGUUUCAGUUUAAAAAGAUAAUCUGAUUGCAAUGAAAUAUGGAAUCAAGGUAAAUCAUCAUAAUAUAAGAUAUCAAGAGAUGCACUUUAUGAUUUGAGAAAUGGAAGAGUGAGAUCAGAGAUUAUAGACUUUUAUUUUAAGUUUUUAUAAGAAUUUUCUUAGUUUUGUAAUGAAAGGUAGGCAUUUAUGUAAAUUACAGAUUUUGAUAAUCUGAUAUUUGAAUAAAGAACUGGAUAAGAAGCUCCAUAAUAAAAAUAUGAGAAUUAUUUAUCUAAUUAUGAUUAUAUAUACUUUCCAAUUAAAUAAGGAUAGAUAGAUGAGUAUUCAUUAGGAGUAAUAGAUGUAUAGAAUUUAAUUAUUCGUCAUUAUUAUUUAUGUUAUUAAAAACCUAAAAUGCCAAUCAGUUCAUUGUAAUCAAUUUUAAGAUCUUGGCAAAUUUAAGAUUAUUAGCUUAUUGAUGAAGUUUAAUCAAGAGUUGAUAUGUAAAAUCGAUUUCUUUAGUUUUUAAUAUAUUGGAUUAGAAAGCAAUCUCAUUAUUAUAAAUUAGAGAAGAUAUCAAAUAUGAAACUUUGGAAAAUUAAAAUUGAAGAUAUUUAGACAGUCACUUAACCAUAGGAAACUGGAAUGUAUUUAUUAUGUGUAAUAACUAAUUUUUGUUUGAAGAAAAAAAAAGUAGAUGGUUUCUAAAAUAAAGAUGUUAUAAGAGAAAUAUUGGAAAAUGUUAUUUGUUCAACAGGACUUUAAGAAAAAUUAAAUGAUAAAACUGCUAUUGAUUAUUUUAAAAAAAGAAUUGAAGUUAUUUGA
Paramecium sonneborni is the source of this 2072-nucleotide messenger RNA. The record is from the annotation of a GenBank genome assembly. NCBI's taxonomy places the organism in Eukaryota, Ciliophora, Oligohymenophorea, Peniculida, Parameciidae.